Molecule: messenger RNA, 5211 nt
Organism: Oncorhynchus tshawytscha (Chinook salmon)
Lineage: Eukaryota; Metazoa; Chordata; Actinopteri; Salmoniformes; Salmonidae
Gene: kdm2aa
Product: lysine (K)-specific demethylase 2Aa
Biological process (GO): regulation of transcription by RNA polymerase II; protein demethylation
Molecular function (GO): protein binding; DNA binding; zinc ion binding
Source: RefSeq, a predicted model, not a curated record
GAGAAACUAGUGUUGUUUUGUGAGGAGAUGAAAAUGGCGGCGGAUGGCUGACCGCCGUCUUUAUCGGAUAUUAUGUAUAAAACUGCGAUUUAAUAAACCAGCGUUCUCUGUCGAUUUUAAUAGAACGUCAUGUCAUUUAAUAUUACCAGGUUUUAAGGAUUUUCUAAACUCUUUGGUUGAUUGGAGUUUUCCAAAAGACAAAGCGGAAAGUUCCUUUGGAAAUAGAUUGCUCGCUGUCUGCUGUUGCAUUUUAAACUUAACGUUCGUUUUAGUUCAGCGAACAGUUUGUUCAGCAUAAUAAGAAAGUGUUUGAACUACAUGCCGCAAAUAACCCAGGACUGGUAACCCCCCUCACCCCCUAAAACUAGCCAGACAAGUGUCUAAAUUGUAUCAUUAGUAAGCUACUCUAUAGCUAACGUUAGCUAUAACACGCUAACCCUUACAUAAUGAACCACACUACAAUCCCAGAUGCAAUAUUGGCGCUAUCAACAAACUAAAGCUUGCUAGCUAAAUCCCAUUCUCUCGGUAGGGUUUUGUUUUGGUGAUCGACAACAAUGCUUCCCUUUGGUGGGGGAUAGCUAGCCUCUACUUUACUAUUUCACUAGCUAUGUCCUAGUGGUAAUUAUCUGCCGUUAGCUGUAAAUAACAAACGUUGCAAUGUGUAAACGCUCGUACUUUAUUUUAUACUGUUGUUUUAAUCAAAUCAAAAUGUAUUAACUUGGCUACGUUGCUGACUGUAUUUUAGAUUUAGUUAGUCAGAUUUGAAAGGAUUUCUUUAUUUUUUUACCCGCAAGUGAAAGUGGACAAAUAUUACACUACUAGAAAUAGAUAAGUUAAGCUACAUUUCCAAUCACGAGCUAGUUGUAGUGUUCAGCUGCUUGACAGCGCAGUCAGGUACCCACGUGUAUCGGUGAACCGCCUACCAAAGCAGUCCACUGUCUCAAGUAACUGUCAUAAAACAUGGAAGAUAAGCGUCGACCAAGAUUCAGCAAGCGGCUGCGGUCGGGUACGCGGCGGCGCUACCAUGACGAUGGUAUCUCGGACGACGAGAUCGAGGGGAAGAGGACCUUUGACCUGGAGGAGAAGCUGACGAGCGAGAGGUUCACCUCGGACAGGGUCAAACGCAUGGAGGGGAAAGACCUCACGUUUGAGUACAUCCAAAGAGGUGGGUUAAGGGACCCGAUCAUCUUUGAGAAUCCAGACGGACUGGGCAUCAAGAUGCCAGAUCCAGACUUCAGUGUGAACGACGUCAAGAUAUUUGUCGGCAGCAGGCGUAUGAUGGAUGUGAUGGAUGUCAGUACUCAGAAGGGUAUAGAGAUGUCUAUGGCCCAGUGGAGACGUUACUACGGUCCAGAGGCACAUACACAAACUCUAUACAACGUCAUCAGCCUGGAGUUUAGCCACACCAAGCUGACGGACCUGGUCCAGAGGCCUGCAUCAGUGGACAUCAUAGACUGGGUGGACAACAUGUGGCCUCGGCACCUGAAGGAGAGACAGAGAGACUCCACCAACUCCAUCACAGACAUGCAGUACCCCAAAGUGCAGAAGUACUGUCUAAUGAGUGUGCAGGGCUGCUACACGGACUUCCACAUAGACUUCGGCGGUUCCUCGGUCUGGUACCACAUACUGCGGGGAGGCAAGGUGUUCUGGCUGAUCCCGCCCACGCCUCAGAACCUGGAGCUGUAUGAGGACUGGGUGUUGUCAGGGAAACAGGGAGACAUCUUCCUGGGAGACAAGGCCCAGGACUGUCAGAGGAUAGAGCUGAAGCAGGGCUAUACCUUCAUGAUCCCCUCAGGUUGGAUCCACGCGGUCUACACUCCAGUGGACACCCUGGUGUUUGGGGGAAACUUCCUCCACAGCUUCAACAUCCCCAUGCAACUCAACAUCUACAGCAUCGAGGACAGGACACGGGUACCAGCCAAGUUCCGUUACCCGUUCUAUUAUGAGAUGUGUUGGUACGUGCUGGAGAGAUACCUCUUCAGUCUGACCAACACCUCCUACCUCACGCCUGACUUCCAGAAACACUCCCUGGGCAUCGGUCUUACCAGAGACCCCUCCACCUGUGAGUCAGUCAACGGGCACACCCAGGAGGAGGAUGAAGAGGAGGCUCCCCCGACCCCGGGCUCUAAGCCCGGGGUGAAGGUUCACCUCACGCCCUUUGAGCUGGAGGGGCUGUGGAACCUGCUGGGGAAGCUGGAGUCGUUGCCCUCACAGAAGAACUGUGUCCCGGCUGGCAUACACGAUGCUCCCGCUCUGCUGCACGACAUCAGGGCCCUGCUGAAGGAGCACGCAAAUGACAUCCCCAAACUGUCCUACACUGGCAAGCCCAUCGUCAAGUGGCCCAAGAGGCCGUCGUGGUACCAGCCCCCUCCCUCUCCACCCCCGGUGGCUCGUCCCAAGCUGUCUGCCACGGUGGUGACCCCGCGACCCCAGAAGCCCGCCUCCUCCAUGUCCGUGCUGCGGCGGCGGCGCGUGCGGUGUAAGCGCUGCGAGGCGUGUGUCAGGACGGAGUGCGGGGACUGUAACUUCUGCAGGGACAUGAAGAAGUUUGGCGGGCCGGAACUCAAACAGACCUGCGUGCUCCGACAGUGUCUGGCGCCGGGUCUGCCCCUGUCAGUGGUGUGUGAGAUCUGUGCAGAGGGGAACCAGGAGGAAGGAGAGGGGCCAGUCUUCGCCCUCACCCUCAUGGAGUGUUCCAACUGUGCCCAGAUAGCCCACCCCGCCUGCCUCAAGGUAACAGGGGAUGGUGUGGUGAAUACAGAUCUGCCCAGCUGCUGGGAGUGUCCCAAAUGUGUUCUGGGAAUCACCGACACUGAGUCUUCGGGCACCGAUGAUGAUGACAGUGGGGCGUCCGUUGGCCUCGGCGCUGGCGUGAGCCCCCUCUCCGCCACCGCCCUCUCCUCCACCCAGGGGCCUCUAGGGGUCUCCAUGGAGCCAGGCUCUGCUCCUGGGUUGGGUGAUGAGGGCUGGGGCAGGGCGAUACUGCUAUACCCAGGGCUGGUUCCCAAACCCCCCUCCUCCUCCUGGUUCUCCGAGGCGCCCCUUCCCUCCCCUGGGCAGCUACUACUAGAGCAGCACGGCCUCAAGCGGGCGGGGAGAUGGGCAAGCGGGCGUAGGAAGAGGGUGAAGGAGGACAAGAAUAAAAUGUUACACGCGAAACGCAAGUCUUCUUCGUAUCUCGACGGCCGCAUCGCCAAGAUCUACCGUCGCCGUGGUCACAGCCGAGACGACGACAACGACUCGGGCAGCGAUGAUGAUGAAGACUCCAGGGGCGGAGGAGGAGGCGCGGGACAGAAGAUGUCCGGGCCACGCCCUCGCGGCAGUGGCUCCGCCUCUCGGAGAGGCUAUGGGACUGGGAGGCGGGGCAUUUGGAGAGGCUCCUCCCACAGAGGGGCAGGCCACGGGAGUGGGCUUGCCCCUCACUCCUCCCUGAAGAUGAGGCGCGGCAGAGGAGGGCUGGGGGCGGGCCGAGGGGAUAGAGAGGGGGGGCGUAGGGAGAGGGGCGGGAGAGUGCGCCUCCGGGGAGGCAACAGGAUGCAGAGGCGCAGGGACGAGUCAGAGGAUGACGAUGAUGAUGACGACGAGGAAGAUGAAGACAGUGAGGAAGAUCGGCAGCAUCACCACCGGCAACGCCGCAGGCGGAAGAGAACGGACGACGACGAGGAAGACGACGACGAUGAUGAGGAAAACGAUGAUGAGGAAGACAGCUCGGCCCGGGACCUGGAGGGGGAGGAUGAGGACGUGGCGGAUGAAGACGAGGAAGACGAUGAGAACAGGUCAGACUCUGAACCAGAGCCUCCCGUCCUCCUGGUGUCUGACCUUAACGACGACCUCCUAAACGGCUCAUACCUGACAGUGACCCUACAGCGCCCCCCCAGGGCCAAACUCCACCCUGGCUCCAUCGUGCCCAAGCUGGAGGCCGCCAUGUCUCCCAGAACCCACGGCGGCGGUCCAGGUUACGUCCAGCAUAAAACCCUCGGGAAGACGUGGCACAAAAACGGCACGGUCGCCGCCGGCAACGGCCUGGCCCAGCCCGCCAAGAAUCCAGUCGGCCGGCCGCCUCGUCACCGUAUCAACAAUCCCCACGGCGACACAGCAGACAGGGAAAGAGAGAGGGACACUGCCUCUCAUUCCUACUCUGACUCCUCGGCCUCCCCCACCCCUCCUCCCCACUCCUCCCACUCUCCUUCCUCGCUCCUGUCGCUUCCCUCCUUCAAGGAUGUAGGAAACGAGAAAGGAGGGGAGAAGGAGGUGUGGGUGGCGGUGUUCCGUUACCUGAGCCGAGCCGAGCUGGCUAGCUGUAUGGCUGUCUGUAAGGCCUGGUACAAAUGGAGUUGUGACAAGCGUCUGUGGAGUGGUGUGGAUGUAUCGCGGUGUCCCUCCCUCUCCUCCCAGGCCGUGCAGGGCAUCAUCAAACGCCAGCCCACCUCCCUGGACCUUUCCUGGACCCCCGUGUCCAAGAAACAGAUCACCCUGCUCAUACACCACCUGCCAGGUCUGAAGGAGUUGAUGAUGGCAGGUUGCUCCUGGUCGUCCAUGUCAGCCCUGUCCACCCCCAGCCUGCCGUGCCUCCGUACCCUGGACCUGCGCUGGGCAGAGGGGGUCAAAGACACCCAGAUCAGGGACCUGGUCAUACCACCAGGUUGUGACAGUCGGUCUCGGCUGCGUGGCUGUGUGGCGCUGCGUCUAGCCGGCCUGGACAUCAGUGACUCCACCCUGAGGCUGAUUCUCCGUCACAUGCCCCUGCUAGAGCGGCUGGACCUGGCCCACUGCAGGGACCUCACGGACCAGUCCAUCUGCCUGCUCACCGCCGCCGGCACAAACACACGCAACACGCUCACGGAGAUCAACCUCGCAGGUUGUAACAAGCUGACGGACGGCUGUCUGGCGUACCUGAAGAGAGCGUCUGGCCUGGCGCUGCUGGACCUGCGGGGCUGCAAAGGUGUGACGCUGCGGGGCUGUGAGGGCUUCAUCUCGGACCUCUCUCACUGCGUCCUGUUCUGUAUGACGGAGGAGAAACUCAUUCAGAGGAUAUCGUAAAACUCACCACGUUCUUACCCCUACGCAAGGGGCACGUAGAGACCCCGUGCCAGCCAGCCAGGCAGGGGGGAGAGAUGGGGAGCAGCCAACACCCCUCCCCCGAAAAGGAGAACAAACGCCCCCAAAAAAAGGAGGGCGAGCUAAAAACAGAAGUGAAAAGAUGUUCCCACU